Molecule: messenger RNA, 4001 nt
Organism: Leguminivora glycinivorella
Lineage: Eukaryota; Metazoa; Arthropoda; Insecta; Lepidoptera; Tortricidae
Gene: Hacd1
Product: very-long-chain (3R)-3-hydroxyacyl-CoA dehydratase hpo-8
Exons: 4
Coding region: 324-1019 (231 amino acids)
Biological process (GO): very long-chain fatty acid biosynthetic process; sphingolipid biosynthetic process; fatty acid elongation
Cellular component (GO): endoplasmic reticulum membrane
Molecular function (GO): 3-hydroxyacyl-CoA dehydratase activity
Source: RefSeq, a predicted model, not a curated record
CUUGACAGAGCACUGAGUGAAGCAUUACAUGUAAAGUGCGCGCACCUUGUUACAUAUUAUUUACAAUUUUUAUUAAGUAAAGUAAUUAACUUAUUGUUGUUGACUAGUUAUAUUGAUUAUUGUUCAUUUACCAAAUUAUUAUUUUUUCCUUUUGAGUUUAAUAAAUUAUUGAUAGCAGUUUAUUUAAAGCCAAAGAUUCUUAAAAAAAUUGCGAUUGUAAACAUUGGAUAUUUCUGUAAAAUAAAAUAAUACAUGUUCUAACUUUUUAGACCUAAGAUUUUUUAUUUAUUUUAAUUGUAUCACUCCGUACUCUAUAAAAUAUAAUGAGUCCUAAAAGUACGAGUGCUAAAAAAGCAGAAGUUUCGUCGGCCGGUAAAUUAUAUCUCAUAGCGUAUAAUACUGUGCAAACAUUAGGAUGGGGGUACCUGUUGUUACAAACGUUAGUGUAUUUCCUGAAUCGGGGCUCUCUGGACAAUUAUUGGCCUGAAAUCAAGUGGACUGUAGUGAUCUUCCAGAAUGCUGCAAUAGUAGAGGUGGUGCACGCGGCCACCGGGCUGGUGCCGUCGGGCGUGGCCACCACGCUGGCGCAGGUGUACUCGCGCGUGUUCCUCGUGUGCGGCGCGCUGCUGGCCACCACCGGCGCCACGCUCAGCCCCGGCCUGCCGCUCUGCGUGCUCGCCUGGUCCAUCACCGAGACCAUCCGAUACGCCUACUACGCCCUCAACCUCGUCAACUUUGUGCCGCGGUUCCUGCUAGUCACCAGGUACUCGACGUUCCUGGCGCUGUACCCGCUGGGCGUGACGGGCGAGCUGCUGUGCAUGUACCACGCGCUGGACGAGAUCGCCGAGCGCCAGCUCUGGUCCGUCGCCAUGCCCAACAAGUACAACUUCGUCUUCAGCUACUACCACUUCCUAGUGUUCUACAUGUUCCUCUAUGUUCCUCUCUUCCCCGUACUUUUCGGUCACAUGAUGAGCCAAAGAAGAAAAAUGCUAGGAAAGGACCCGAAGAAAACUCAAUAAUCGUAUGUUCGUUACGUAAGGGUCUCAUAUUAUAGUUAUUUUUUGCAGAGGCACAAAUUGAUCAUAAUAAAAAUUCCUAUUUAUUAUUUUUAGCCUAAAUUGUAUGAAAGCGUAUGCGAUAUUUUAAUUUUAUUAACAUGUUUGUGACCAUUGUAGAGGAUUGUGUGUGCUGUGUGACAAAAUCAAAUUAGAAUAAGUAAUAACUCACUUCGGAUUAUUUUAUUAGGCUACCACUGUCUCAUGUUAAUGUCCAUGUCCGCGACACAUUUCGCUUGCUUUCAGCGAAAAUAUGGCGGUGACACUUUCAUUUUCAUAUUGCUAACGAAAUAAAACAAAUUGAGCAAUGUGGAACAAGGGGGGUAAUUGAAACAUUCUUAUAUCGAAACGAGAGAAAUACUAGAGAAAAAUCUCGACAUUAGUACUAUUAUUACCCCCGAAGUUACACACAAAGUUUUUCAUCACACUUGCGAAGAUUAAAAUCAACAUUUUAAGGGAACUAAUUUUACGGUGAUAUAUUAAAUAUUCAUCCGCCAAAUUAAAUUUCAUCAUAAAGUGUAUUUAUUUAUGAUUAGCGUGUAUAUGCUCGAGCACUUCUUUAGUUGUAUUUUUGGUGUAACUAAGUGUUUUAUUCCUAGUUUGUGGGUGCACUUGUAGUUUAAUACAUAUUUGCUUAGUUCACAGUGCAAUUGCAAUGUGGAUGUCUCAAAGAUACCCCCGAGCUAUCUAGUAAAGUAGGUCGUGUCGGUUUGCACUUUCACUUAUUUAUUGCGACGACUCUCUUCGGGGAAACGCAGCCCGCGCACAACAUAUUUCUUGUGUUUAACAAAGGAAGAUAUUCAAUACCUAAAUACAUACAUAAUUGGGUUUAUUGAGUCUUAUCUUAUGUUAUUUAUAUUUAAUUUUAGUUGCCUUUGCGAAAUGCAAGAAUGCUAGAUAAAUUCCUAAUGUAUCGAAUCCUAAUUGUUUGCAACUAAUUUUUAACUUGAUCACGGGAUUUAUCUAGUCGUGAUUUUAAUUAUAAAAUGGUCAAAAACUAAAGCUCAACCAAAGUUUUAUGCAUUAAAAUAAUUUAUUAUUUUACGAUAUCUACUUUUUAAAUAUGUGAUUUUGAAAGGUUUUGAAACAACUUGCAGUUCGAUAUCGCAGUUGUUAUGGUUGGUAUCGGGUGGUCGUUAGCGCACUAUCGUGAGCUGGUUGGGUAUCGGGCGGCCGGGUAUCGGGUUACUUAUCAUUCGAGUCCGAUUAGAGGUCAGAUUAUUCUAGAAUAUUGAUGAGCGAAUAUUCAUUCCUUACUUUACUGCAAACAAUGCCUUAAUUAACAUUGUUCCGGUUGCGACAUUUGUGGAAUUGUAAUUUACUUUUAAUGUUUCUUAAUAGGUACCUACUUCAUUAUUAAAUUUACUCGAUCAUUGCGUAAAUAUGCAUUUCCGUCAUUAUAAAUAUCGUCAAUAAGUUUAGUAAAUUACAUCAGAGGCCGGGAAAAUGAGGAUUUCUGGCCAAGUGGGUAUAUACGGCCGAGCGAGCGUGCGAGCGAGAGAAAAUAAUAUGAAAUCCCUUUACAGUCCUCUCGAGUUGUUGCGCCCAAAAAGCGAUACUUCCCAGCCCAUUUUAAGGAACGUAAAGACAAUAUUUCAUUGCAUGUUUGAGAAAAAAUAAUUACUACAAAUGCGCUAUUUGCAACCUUAACUACGAUAGUUGGAAUGCAUUCGGCAUCGUACCAACUUCAAGCGGUCGUUUUUAACGCGUGCCAGAAGAUUCGUGACAGUGAAAUGACUAUUGUCGAUCGGUCAAGGAGAGCGCUUGCGCAGAGAUAAAUAGUGUAGGUGGGUACCGGCUUUGUACCGAGUAAUAGUACUUACCUACGCUCUGCGAGCAACAACGCAAACAUUCACCUGGAAAGUAGGUAGAGCGUAGCGCGUACUUCCAACAGACUGCCUUGUUGCAAUUACCCGCAACGGUACCUCGAAGUUACAUCACGUUCCGAGUUGUCCAUUUAUUUACUUCCAUCGGAGCUCAUCUCGAGUGGGACGACGUCAGUAAAACUGUUGGUAUAACGUCGGUUCGUCAACAAAGUUUGCCAACUAGUACAAGUAUUGGUGUUAAGCAAACAGCACGUUUAAAUACAUGUCUUCCCGGAACAGCUUUCAUUUAAUGAUUAUUGGUAUUCAGCUCAUAAACGAAAACUGAGACACGAACACUUUCGAGGAAAGUAUGUAGAAGUAUUUGCAAUCCGAUAUUGCUUCCAUAUGUCCGAUUCGUGUGUUACCUAAGAUAUAAACACUUGAGCAGAAGAAAAAUAUUGUUAAUAUCAUUAAAAACUAAUAAUAACGCGGUUUACGCAAUACUCGUCCGGGUUCCGUAUUUUUUGCGUGUUGUUUAUAAAGUCUUGAAUACAUGCACUCCAGCUAUUAUAUGUAACAUAGGCUAUUUUUAUCUGGGAUACACUUUAUUCGUUUCGCAUUUUAUAGGAAAUUUCGUGAGCUAGAUACUUGGAGGAAAUAUAGACUGGACUAGCCUUCAUGUUGCGUCUACGUACAAAUAAUUCUGCCAAGAUUCGCGGGAGGUGAGGAAAUAACACAUGUAAAGGAGUACUCACAAAUGCAAAAAAUAUUAUUGUCAAUACACACGUACAUUAUGAUAAAAAAAUAACACAUGCUCAUUAUGAUGCACACAGACAUAUCACACAUGGAAAUACUUCGUAGAAACACAGUGUAUACGGACGCUAAAUGCGCACGUGUGUGUCUCAAACUAUAGGGAUGAGACAGGCAUCGAUAACUGAAGUCGAUAAUAAUUAAUCAAGCAAAUUAUAAUUUUAAUGAUGUCAUUGCUCUUUUUAGAUCUGUUUAAUGUUUGGCACUAUUAUAAUCAUAUUAAGAUUCACUAAUGACAAUCCUGGGUAGUAGGUAUCACGCGGGUGGACUAGCGAUGGAUAAUAGGAUUAGUAGGUAAAGAAAUAUUUGACAUUUUGACAAAACAUUAAUU